UAUAACUCAAGAGGCGUUCCAAUUCCUUUAUGCCAUGGAGAAUUUGAAGAACAUAAAAUAUGUAAACUAAAGAUUUGUUCAGAUGACAUAGUAAGUAGUCAAGAAAAACAAUGUUCUCAAUACAAUAACCGAAUUACCGCUGGAAUAUUUGUAAAAUCUUGGACUCCUGAAAACGGAAGUUGGAACCCUUGUGAGCUAAGGUGCGAGGCCAAAGUCGAACACUUGGUGCACAGCUUUGGGAAGAUGUCCAACGGCACCCCGUGCCCUCAAGGUGCGUGUCUGGACGGCAGGUGUUUGAAAAUAGGCUGUGAUGAGCGAUUAGGCUCAGAAGUUAUGCUGGACAUGUGUGGAGUUUGUGGCGGUCGAAAUUCAACUUGCGUCCACUACAAGGAUGUUUUUCAAGGUCAACCUUCUUCAGCUACUGGAAGUCGAAGUGUAUAUCACGAAGUGGUUUCGAUUCCGAAAGAUGCGAGGAAUCUCAUCAUUCACCAGAAUUUGGGAAAAAAUCUUUUAGCUUUGCAGGAUCGAAGCAAAGGUAUUAUUUUCAAUGGCGAGCAGAACAUGAACAAAUAUGGAGGACAGUAUGAAAUAUCUGGAUCAUCUGUAGAAUACCUAAAGACUAGUAAUUCAACAGAAGAAUUGAUAGUUAAAGGGCCUUUGACGCAAGAACUUUAUGUCUUGGUUCUUCUGCGUACAAACAACCCAGGUAUUUUUUACGAAUACUGGUUGCCAAAGCAAACCCACAGCCAUAGUGGUGGCCAAUAUCCAUUACAGCCAAUAAACAAUAAGCAAACAAUCCCAACAAAAGCACCGAUUUUAUCAACGAAAUCUCAAUCCUAUGCAGUGCCAUUUUAUCCUCAUAAAUCCAGUUUGAACAACCAAAAGAUUCAUCAUCCAACAAAGCCUGCAUAUGCGUAUGGAUAUGGAGAAAAACCUUACAAAGGACAAGAACCACCCAUAUUUCGCCAUAUUUUAUCAACUACCAUAACACCACCAGAAAACCUUUGGCGCAAGCCCGCUCCACAGUAUCCAUCGCAUAUAGAUCAAGUUGUACCAGCUCUCUCAGAUACUUACAAAAAAGAUUACAGAUUCAGGAAAGAUGUACCGGGGUAUAAACCCAGGUAUGUGAAACCAGAAGUUGAUUUCUACCAAACUUACCGCAAUGCUUCAAGAAAUGCAGCUCGCAGUCCUGUAGAUUACCCCAAAGAUCUUCCUGUACAAGGCGAUUCAAGUGUUUCUGGAAACAGACAUGAAAACAAAGAUCAGAAAACUUCAUCUAUAGAUAAAAAACCAAAACUCCUUGGUUUAAAGCCAGCAAAAACGGAACUAAAAAUCACCAAACGUGGUGAUGAUCAGCCUCGGAAAUACGUGGCAAACGGGCGCUUGAAGUAUUCUUUUGAAUCUAAAACUAGUGAUGAAGUUUAUGCUAAUACUACAGGAGGUUUUCACCCAGAGCAAUUGGCCAUAAAUAUUUUAGCACUGCCUGAUAAUGGAAAUUCAAAGCAAGGUGCCAAACAAAGUGGUCGUUGUGAGUCGUGUCAGAGGAUUCGUAAUCAACUGAAGCAUUUUUGUUCUAGCGAUUUUGUAAUCAGAGCUCAAGUUCUUGGCUAUGAGUUUUUGAACGGGGAAACAAGAUACGAGCUAGACGUGCUUCAGUCUUACAAGAACAAAUUUUCGAUGUUACCUAAGGAAUACGUUUGGUCUGCCGACACAUGUCGAUGUCCUAAACUACGCCAAGGAAAAGAAUACGUCAUAAUGGGCAUGUCGGACAGCACUUACAAGAAACGUGAAAGCAGGCUUUUAGUAGACAAAAACUCAUUUGUCCGAACAUUUAAUUUGAAAUAUGCUCGCCGACUUCAAAAACUAAGAAAAGAUGAAGCCAAGAAAUGCAAAAAAGAAUCUUAGCAGAAAAAUAAUCAGUUUGUUCCUUAUUUGAGUCAUUAAGCAUGCAGAAAUUGUUAUUUAUCAAGCGAAUAUUAACUUUGGCGUCGAAAGAAUAAAGUAAAGUAGCGCCAGGAUGCCCUGCUUUCAAAACGCUAUGCCAAGGAUUUAGAACAAAAGAUGCGAAACGAGCCAAGCUUCUCUGCUUGGUCACGAACUGAAAAUAUGGAGUUUGAAAAUUAUCUGGUUUUUUUCUAAACCUGGUUCGAGAAUAUAUAAAGAAACGGGAAUUGAAUAGAAAGUGUUUUAAAACUUGAAUUUUGUGAUUGCGCAAGUGCCAUUGUUGUCUAGUUUGAAAUUUGUGAUAAAACUGAGAAAGAAUACUUUUUGUGCGCUGACUUAUUAAGAGGAAACCUAUUUCCGAAUUGAUAUUUUCCGUCAAAUAAAUGUUGAGUGUGGGCAAUGUUUUAUUCUAAAUAUUGUAGACUCUCGUGAAAUAAUAAUUAGUUAAAAAAUCGUUCACUCAUAUUAUUGUGUAAGUCAGUGUAUGAAGUUAGUCUUAAACGUUGCCAAGUUUUUGUGUUGACGCAGAUGCAAAAAAAAGUUAAAGCAUUCUGGUUAGAGAUGGGUAAAACAAAUCGUUAGGUUAAUUGUUUCGUGUCAUAAUUUUCAUCUGUCAAACAAAUUGAAUCCAUUCGAAUCAGUCACACCAAUCCUGAAUUAAGUCUAUAGCAUGAAUUUAAACAUUGAUUCGUAUAACAAUUUUUACAGCAAAACGAUUAUAAUCAGAAUUUUGUCCUAAUAUGAAUAUGUCUUAAAAGGAAUAUCGAAAACAUUGAUUCAAAAUCCUACCCAUCUCUAAUUAAGUCACAAAUAAAAGAUUAAAAUGCAAUGUAGUUCGAUGUUAAUGAUUUAAUUCUGUUUGUUGAUUCAAAUUAUAAAUGGAAAAAGUGAUUCAAAUUGAAUCACUAAUUCAGUGCAUUUUAUUACUGCACAUUAAUUCGAAAAUCUGAUUCGAAUAAACACAUUUGAAUAUUUACUUUUUUAAUUCAUAUAAGUGUCUCAGUGUCUCAACUGUAAAACGGAGUAAAUUAAAAUAAAAAUACUUUGUAUGUAGCAUUUUUACAUCAGUACGACUUAUAUCGUAAUCAUGACUGUCAUAUAUUUUAAACCUCUAUUUGUUAAAUUAUAUUGAUAUUCUAUAAAUAACACUGCCAGUUUAACAAUGUUCUUUUAUUUAUAUAUUGCUUUCGACUACAUAUUAAAAGACCAAUGCAUUUUUAUGUUUAUAGGGCUUUUGUGAAUUAUCAGAUGCUAUUUAUUCCUUAAAAACAUAGCGUUAUUUUAUUAAGAAUAUUCUUCAUAAAUUUUUUUAUACUUAAUCAUUAGAAAGAAAAUAAGUUGAUAAAUACUUAUUCUCAUAGUUGAAGGUCAUGCUCCUUGUUUAGGAAACUCAAUUAAAAAUUUAACUCAGUCCGCAUUUAGUUUAAUUUCAACGCUAUAUUAAAAUUGAAAACCUCUUUUUAGCCAAAAGCAAUAAUCAUCAAAUAUACUUUACAACCCAAUCACCUACUUACACGUUAAAGUUGUCUUUCUAUAACUCAUUAUAAUCGGGUAUCACCAAAACAGCCAACGUAAUGAAAAAUCAAUUAAAAGAAAACAAAAAUAAAUUAAAGUUUACGGUUUCUGCUUAGGAAACUAAAAAGUUUGUUUUAAGUAAGUUUUUAAAUGAGUUAAAGUUUAUCAACAGUUGUCUCUACUAUAUGGUAAAAGUUUAAAACAAUCUUUUAUAGCUAUUUGUCAGAUCAAGUUAAUUAUUCAAAGUUAAAAAACGAAGAUCACGACUUGUUAUUAUUUUGCCAAAAUCAUUAUUCUAUAUAAAUCAUAAUUUCGUGUUAUAUCAAAAAGAACUUUUUUCUUGCAAGUUUGUAAGUAAAAUUAAGUGAUAAUAUUUAGAAAAAUAUUAUUUAAAAUAUUUAUAGUCCUACUAAAAUUUAAAAUUGUUAUCAUUGAUUCCUAUUACUAUCGAAAUAUAUAAAAAAGUAAGCUUUAUUUAGAGCUCUAAUAACGAAAUUAUCAAAAACUAAUAAAAAAAUCAAUUUAAAUAACUUUUAAAACUCCUUAUUAAAAUUAGAAAGAACAUAAACAGGGAACGCAUAAUUUUAUAAUCUAUUUGGACAAUCCUUAUUUAUAUCAAUUUCAAGAUUUGGUACACUUAACGAAGUUUCAGGUAUAGAUUCAGGUUGUUUCCUUUAUUAAAAUAUUAAUGUGAAAUAAUAGUAAUAUUUUAGUAUUUGAUAAAUUACUGAAUAAAGUAAUGUCAAUGUUGAAACAGAACAUUUUUUAAAUUUCUUUCUAAACAUUCUCCAAUUCACAAAGCAAAAUAAAUAAAAAAAAAUCAACCUAACAGUUAUUUUUGUUUAAGCAUUCGCAUUUUGUAAACAUUCUGAUAAAAAAAUUUUUGCAAUUCAUGUUUAAUUAAAUGUUAUAUUCGAUAAUUCGGCUAUAAGAAAAAAAUAAUUUAUGUAAUUCUGACAAUAACUAUCGUUUUGCUCGAGAGAGCACUAAUUCUUUGCUCAAGUUUUUAAUUUG
Parasteatoda tepidariorum (common house spider) is the source of this 4473-nucleotide messenger RNA. RefSeq lists its product as uncharacterized. Gene Ontology annotation, cellular component: extracellular matrix. The record is from RefSeq and is a predicted model, not a curated record. Lineage: Eukaryota; Metazoa; Arthropoda; Arachnida; Araneae; Theridiidae. Gene Ontology annotation, molecular function: metalloendopeptidase activity; protein binding. Gene Ontology annotation, biological process: extracellular matrix organization; proteolysis.